UGGAGAACGUAGAAGGGGUGUCGGGAGAGGCGGCAAGACUUCCCUGUAAUAUGUCCGUGCUUUCAGGAGACACCGUGUACCUCGUCCUAUGGUUCAAGGAGGGUUUAACGACACCCAUUUAUAGCUACGACGUGCGAGAGCUCCUCGGCGGGCAACCGAAGCACUGGUGGGACGCCGACCUGCUGGGCUCAAGGGCUUACUUCAACGCCGGUUCGUCGCCCUCGCACCUCCUCCUCGAAGGUCUAGCUCAAAGCGAUGCGGGGCUCUACAAGUGUCGCGUGGACUUCCAGAGGGCGCCGACGAGAAAUACCCGAGUCAAUCUUACUGUUGUUGUGCCCCCUCGCAACGUAGUCAUGAUAGAGGAGAGCGGGUCAGAGGUCAGGAGUUAUAUAGGACCUGUGACCGAAGGAGCUGACCUGCACAUCUCCUGCGAGGCCCUGGGUGGUCAGCCUCCACCCUCCCUGAUCUGGCUCCUCAACGAUCAGGUCAUAGACGAGGUCACGGAGGGCCAAGAAGGCGACAUCACCCGCAAUGACCUGACCAUCCGAGGGGUCACCAGGUCAAUGCUGAGGGCCCACUUGACCUGCAGAGCUUCCAACAACAAGGUUUCACCUCCACUCACUGCUAUGGCCACCAUAGACAUGAACCUCCGACCCCUGGACGUGAACAUCCACCACCCGCGGGAACCUCUCUCGGCCGGCAGAACGUACGAGGUCCUGUGUUCCUCGAAGGGCUCUCGGCCGCCCGCCGUCCUGACGUGGUGGCGAGGCUCCGUCAGGCUGCCCGCCGCCUCGGAUACGACCAGCCACGGCGGCAACGUGUCUUCGUCGAUGGUGCGCUUCACCCCGAACGCUUCCGACGACGGCCGCCUCCUCUCGUGUCGAGCCGAGAACCGCAACGUCCCCACGGCGGUCAUCGAGGACAGCUGGAAACUCAGCGUCUAUUAUACUCCCACAGCAGAGGCAGUUCUCGGGGCGUCCUUGAACCCACAGAAUAUAAGAGAAGGUGAUGAUGUUUAUUUCGAGUGUCGAGUGACGGCUAAUCCCAAGGCGUAUAAAGUCCUCUGGAAGCAUAAUGGAGUGGUCGUGCGGCAGGAGCGCGAGAACGGCGUCCUGCUCACCAACCGGAGUCUGGUGGUGCAGGAGGUGACGCGCGCCCACGCCGGCAAGUACACGUGUCAGGCGAGCAACGUUGAGGGCGACGCGACCUCUCCGCCCAUCGUCCUGAGCGUGCAGUACGCCCCCGUGUGCCGGUCCGGCCAAGUAGAUACGUACGGCGUCUCGAAGCUGGAAAACGCUCAUGUUUCCUGCCAGGUCGAUGCCGUUCCUCAGGUGACUCGGUUCUACUGGCGGUUCAACAACACGGCCGAGAGCCUGGAGGUGCCACAGGAGCAGUUCACCGUGGGCUUGGGCGGCCGCAGCGUCGUCAUCUACACGCCCAUGUCGGACCUGGACUACGGGACGCUCCUGUGCUCAGCCGAGAACAUGGUCGGGCGGCAAGCGGAGCCGUGCGUCUUCCAGAUCAUUCCAGCCACCCAGCCAGAGGGCCCGACCAACUGCACUCUGUUCAACGUGUCAGCCAGCAGUCUCUCGGUGUCCUGCGCUCCCGGCUUCGAUGGGGGGUUGAACCAGACCUUCGCCAUGGAAGUCUACGGCACGAACCCACACACCCUGAAGGCUAACGUCACGAGCAAGUUCCCAAGGUUCCUGGUCACUGGCCUCGACAAUGACUCGGAGUUCCAACUGAUCGUCUACGCCGGCAACGCGAAGGGUCGGAGCGGCAUCACGCGCCUUGUGGCCCUCACUCAGAAGCUGCCGGUCAAACAGCUCGAGACCAGGCUGGGGGGAGGACAGAGCGGAGGGGGUGCCAACCAAGAUGCUCUGAAUGUCGAAGUCACCCCUCUGCUUGGGGUCGUCGCGGGGAUAGUGCUCGUACUGGUCGUCAUCGUGGUUGUUAUCAUCGUCAUCCUCAAGGUUCAGUGCGGGGCGAGCGCUAGACGCCAGCAGGCGCAGCAGAGAGAAGCGGGCAAGAACAGCGACAAGCAGCAGCAGCCCCAGCAGACGCAGCAGCAACAGCAGAAGAGACAGCAACAGCAGCAACAACAGCAGCAACAGCAGAAGCAGCAGCAGCGCGUAGGGUCCCUAAGCGAGCGUCACGAGCACCACCAACUGCAUCUCCACCCAGACGACCAGAGCCCAGACGUCGUGGCCUGCAGUGGAGGUACAGCUCGGACUCAAUAGGUGGAGGAG
Penaeus monodon (black tiger shrimp) is the source of this 2249-nucleotide messenger RNA. Its product is annotated as nephrin-like. Lineage: Eukaryota; Metazoa; Arthropoda; Malacostraca; Decapoda; Penaeidae. Gene Ontology annotation, molecular function: protein binding. The record is from RefSeq and is a predicted model, not a curated record. The coding region runs from base 51 to 2240 and encodes 729 amino acids. The transcript is spliced from 14 exons.